AUGGCACCCCGCGAGAUAUACAAUGUUGUGAAGCUUGUGCCCAAGCCAGGCAAAUCCAAUCAAGUCGUGGAAGCCUUCAAGGCAUUAUCGCAACACAUCGAAAACAACGAACCAGACACUCAGAUAUAUUUUGCUCUGCAGUCAAGCGGGAGUGAUGAGCUGAUCUUCGUUGAAAAAUACAAGGAUGGCGAUAGCCUCAAGGCGCAUGGAGCAUCGUCCGAGUUCAAGCAGUUCGCCAAGGCAAUCGGGCCUUUUCUGGCCCAGCCUCCUGAGAUUAAGGGGGCUUCGUUUGUUGCUGGGUUUGAGGGUAGAUCGAAGCUUUAG
Aspergillus ibericus CBS 121593 is the source of this 324-nucleotide messenger RNA. Its product is annotated as putative quinol monooxygenase. NCBI's taxonomy places the organism in Eukaryota, Fungi, Ascomycota, Eurotiomycetes, Eurotiales, Aspergillaceae. The record is from RefSeq and is a predicted model, not a curated record. Bases 1 to 324 code for a protein of 107 amino acids. The transcript has 3 exons.